GACUAUUUAAUAGCUUUAUUACAAGGCCACCUCAUAGCUCCAGAGUCACCAGUUCAAUUCUGAGCUUGGGUUUUGUAUGUUCUCCCUAUUUCCUUAUGGGAUUUCUGUCCAGGGUGCCCCUUGCCUUGUACCCCGAGUUCCCUGGGUUAGGCUCCAGGGGGUGUAUUACAGAAAGAGCCUAAUUAUAGAAUCCUAUCUUAUCUGUUUGGUAACCAUGGUGAUUUUAGUUAGGACCUCACUGACUACGUUUACAUGGACAGCAAACAUAGAUCGAUUAAUGGCACUCGUCAUUACGUCCCCACGCCACGCCGUCCGACGUUCCUUCCAGAAAUUCAUGUAUCAACAUACAGUUCGUCUUCAUUAUGAAGGUGGCCUUGAUCCAGCUAAAUGGGGUGGACUGAUCGAGCACAGGAUCUCCAACAAUGAUGACUUCAGCGAUGCAGUAAACCAGGAAAUGUGCAGUCCAGACGAAGAAACUGGAAGCUCUGUAAAUGAAGAAAGAGAUUUUCAAUCUGAUUUGUAUGAAAAUAAUGAAGACGAAAUUACCCAGUCAAGUCAGAACUCCUCCCCUUCACCUGAGACCCUUGAUGCCCCUAAAGACAUUGUAGAGUGGGAACCACAGGCAAACAAUGAGCUAAAUAAAUCAGAGGACGAAUCAGGAGAGUCUGAUUCUGAACUUAAUCCGGAGUUAAAUUCAUACAGAGGAACUGCAGAUGUUGACAUAUGUGCUGAAGAACUGAAUAAAAUGGAAAAGGUUGAAAAGCAAAUGCUAGAAAAUGUGCCGGAGCAUGCCAGUGUCGAUGACGAAAAUGAGACAGCAGAAAAAGAGCUCGAUCCCGUAACCCUGUCAUCAUAUCGUGGUCUCGCAGAUGUAGAUGUGUGCUCUGAAGAACUGCAGUCUACUUUGCAGGAAGAGGAGCACACUGAGGGCAGUGGAGACGUGACUGGAGCUGAUGCAGGUUUUAUUCCACCCUCAGAAAGCCCAGACCCUGUCCUAGUUGAGCAAGAUGUCCUAGAUUCCCAUGAUGAAUUCACUCUGACUGGUACUGAGACUUCAGUAUAUGUUGAACAGGAUGUUGAUAAAGAAUUAAAUGACAUUUCUUGUAAUGAAAAAACAAUUGCAUCCCCUGUUAAAGAGGACGAAAUUGAUGAAACUGGUCAUCUUCCUGACGAUGUCAGAGAAAUGACUAAUAUUUUAUUUGAUGAUGCUGGGCCAGAAAUUCAUCAUGUUGAGCAGCUACAUCUAAACGAAGGAGCAGAAAGUAUCAGUGUGUCAGAAGAGGCACAAACUUUUGAUGAAACAAAUACAGAUGAAAUACCAUUGGGGGUUGAAAACCAGCAAGCAAGUGUCAUUUUGGCAGCUGAAGCUAUGAGUGAAUCAUCGUUCAUUCUGGAAAAAGACAGUCUAACAGACAGGAGAAACAAAGAUAAGCCAGGAAUUGAGGAUUUUGUGAAUGUAGCAUCUGAACUUCAGGAGGAACAUAAUGAUUUUGAAAGUGUCAGUGAUAUCAUUGCUGCCACUGAUGAAAGAGAUUCUCAGACUGAUAUGCAGGAAGAUGAGACAAAUGAUGAUAAACAGACUGACCCAAAAGAUAUAUUUGAAACAAUCCCUGUGGAGAAUAUGGAAGGCCUGGUGGACAAUCCCACUGGCUUUUCAGAUGAGGACAUGAACAAGGAUGACACUAGAACAUCUCAAAAUGUAGAUGAAGUUGAGGAUACCAGUGAAAUUGAUGAAGGAAGUAAUGGUGUGAAUGCACCUGAGACACAGGAAGACAAUUUGUUUUACAGUACAUUCACUCAUGAAUCUAAAGCAACGCUUCCUGUUCCUACAUCUGAGGAAACUGAGCAGGACAUGGAGGUCAACUAUAAACAAUCUGCUACAGAUUCACAAGAGCACACAGAGGAAACGGAAACAGCUACAGAUUACGAAGAGUCUGAACAUCAAGAGGACAUGGUCUAUGAGCCCAUACUUGAAAGUGAGAACAAGGAGGUGGACCAACAGGAGGAGAGCAGCCAGCCUCAGGAAGAAGAGGACAUCAUGGACAUCCCCCUGGAUGACCCAGAGGCCAACAAGGCAGCUGCCAAGAUCCAGGCAGGUUUCCGUGGCCACAUGACCCGGAAGAAGUUGAAACCCGGUGAUAAACCCGGGGAGGAGGUGAGCAGCACUGGUGAGACGCUCAACGGCAGCCAGGGGGACGCAGCAGGGGGAUCAGAAGGAGUAGAGACAGAUGAGACAUCCGUGCCAGAGCAGUGAGGAUUCUUCUCUCUGGGGACAGCAGUUCCUGGAGACCUUUUUAUGUAGAGACAAGCCGUAAAUGUAUGUUGGAUCUCUCAUCUGAAAUAUGAUCGCACAUUCUUUAUAAUUCAGUCUCUCUUUCUCUCUCUCUCUCUCUCUCUCUCUCUCUCUCUCUCUCUCUCUCUCUCUAUCUAUUUUUCUUUUUCUUUAUCUUUUUUUUUCUGCUUCUUAUCCAGUCUAAGGGGAAUAACUGUCCCAAACCAGCAUGCAUUUGCAUCUCACUGGGCAUGAACUUGGUGCACUUGUACUCUUCCUGAUUGUGUGCUAGUCCAAAUGUUGGUGUGAAAGCGACAAGGAAUGCCCGUAAGGGUUUUAAUAUGUACUGCUCGUCUCUGAUAUAUUUUAGACUUGAAAUUAUGUAUCACAGCUGUCUUUUGUAUUUUCAAUUUGCUUGAAAGUUUGCCUCAUAGUGGUGGUUAUUAUGUAGUAUACAUUAUGUUUAAGUACUUUAAUCUUUCAUUUGUGUGUGUGUGUGUGUGUGUAUAAUUUAUUGAAUGCUAUUCUAUGUUUAUUGCUCUUAUGAAUCUGCUUUAACUUAUGAUAAUGUGUUAAAUGUUUGCUUUGCUCCCUUUAAUAUUUAUCCUCUCAGUCUGUAGAAUCAGAAAAAAAAAAAUCAGAGCUUCCAACUCAGCAUUUAGCAUGGCUGGCCUUCUGUUCUUUCUUCAUUUUUUUUUUUUUUUAAAUAAUCAAAGUUGCUGUAUUUCAAGGAGUUUAAGAAUUUUGAUUUGACUAGGAAUGUAUGUUUUAUUAAUGGUUAUAAAGAUCACCUUGCAUGUACACAAUGGAAUGACGCAUUAGCAGUAAACUGAAUAAAAAGCUCUGAAAAUGUA
Ictalurus furcatus (blue catfish) is the source of this 3126-nucleotide messenger RNA. RefSeq names its product sperm autoantigenic protein 17 (gene spa17). NCBI's taxonomy places the organism in Eukaryota, Metazoa, Chordata, Actinopteri, Siluriformes, Ictaluridae. The record is from RefSeq and is a predicted model, not a curated record. The transcript has 7 exons. Gene Ontology annotation, molecular function: calmodulin binding. Bases 77 to 2254 code for a protein of 725 amino acids.